Molecule: messenger RNA, 2536 nt
Organism: Folsomia candida
Lineage: Eukaryota; Metazoa; Arthropoda; Collembola; Entomobryomorpha; Isotomidae
Product: homeobox protein vab-7
Exons: 3
Coding region: 365-1741 (458 amino acids)
Biological process (GO): regulation of transcription by RNA polymerase II
Cellular component (GO): nucleus
Molecular function (GO): DNA-binding transcription factor activity, RNA polymerase II-specific; RNA polymerase II cis-regulatory region sequence-specific DNA binding
Source: RefSeq, a predicted model, not a curated record
CCCAAGUGGUAAGAGGCGAUGAUAGAUAAGUCACUUACUUAUAUAGUUGGUGGUGGUAACUAAAAGUACUUCACGGAAGGACGCCACCUUAGGUUGGGUCAUUGUGCAAGUGCUCGUCCAAAGUUAAGGGUCUAAAGGCAAGGCUCUCUCUGAAUAACUGGAUCGUCUCAAGUUUACCCAGUCUAAGUGAAACUUAUCAGUAGGGAUUAUCAGGAAUCGAUAAGUCUCAACUUUACCCAUAACUGACAGAAAUAAUCAUCGUUAUCAUCAGUAUUACACACAAAUUUCCGUGUUGUCAAAAACUGUGAAUUAAGAUUAACUUGAAAAGUGAAAAGUGACAUCCUUAAUAAUUUAGCAAAUAAAUAUGCAGCCCCAACAAAUUCGCGACCAGGUUGAAGCGGGUGGUCCCACCGCGGCGGAAAUUAAUACAAUGUGCGCCUCCGGUUUGUUACGGAUUCAAGACAUUCUUCGCCCCGCGACGACAAAUAACGGCGCAAAUAACGCCACGCCAUUCAUCAAUCAUCACAAUAAUCCCAUGUUAAAUGGGGUCCACCACCCCCACCAUUUGGCCAACCUGCAUUCUCAUCACCUCCAACAACACCACCAUUUCGCCCACCAUCCGCAACACCAAUUGACCUCUCACCUCGCCCCCUUUGGUGGAGGGUCACUGGUGGGGAUGAAAAACUCGCCAAUUUCCCCACCCAUCGGACCCGACCAAAGUCCUCCGGCUACCCCGCCGAUGCACUCGCCAGAUUCGUACAAGGCUUCAAAGGGCAGCAGUUUAAGGGAUGAGAAGGGAUCUCCGGACAGUGGGAAAGAUUGUUUGGACAAGUCGGGAUCUCGCGAUGCGGACGGGAUUCGCCGCUAUCGGACCGCCUUCACCCGAGAACAGUUGAACCGACUGGAGAAAGAAUUCUUUAAAGAAAACUACGUCUCGAGACCGAGAAGAUGCGAGUUAGCGGCGCAACUUAACCUGCCAGAGUCCACUAUCAAGGUUUGGUUUCAAAAUCGUCGCAUGAAGGAUAAACGUCAAAGGAUGGCGUUGGCCUGGCCCUACGCGGAUCCCGCGCUGGCAGCGUACAUUCUCCAUGCCGCGGCUGCCUCCGCGUCAGCCGCGAAUUACGGCCCAUACGGACCCGCCGCGGCCGCUUCGGCGGCAAUGUAUCAAGCCGCCGCGUAUUACCCGCAUCAUGCCGCGAUGGGGGGUCGAAAUCCUUUCCCGGGAAGUGGAGGUCAACCCGGAGGUCAAGGUCAAGUUACUGGCGGUACCCCACUCCGAGGCGGGUAUCCCCCCCAACAAGGUCCCUACCCGGGGCAGAUGAGAACCCCGAAUUUCUACCCGGGGCGAUCUGACCUCCUCCGAAACGGAUCCAUGGACGAUUUAACCACCACGACGACAACCCCGUCCACAAUUCCGGUCCCGAUGUCGUCCACCUCCCCGACGACGUCGUCCUCCUCGUCAUCCUCGAAUCACGGGGGCGAAAGGAACUGUCACAGUCACAUUUCGGUCGAUGGUGGGUUAGAAAGUCCCCGAUUUUCACCCGGUCCUCAUCACCACCAUCACCACCACCACCAUAAUCACAGUCUUAACAGCAGUAGUGGGGGCAGCAGUGGGGGGGCGACGAAGAGUCCGUCGCCCAUUUCGCCACCCAUCGGUUCCGCCGGGGCGACGACGGCGUCAGCGUCAACCACGACGACACCAACGUUAUUCCAACCGUACAAGGAGACCACGAAGGCGUAGUUCGUAAAAAAGGAUUUGUUACAUGGUAAAAGUGAUCUCUUCUGUAUUUUGCUCUCUCUGAUGUGAGGAAGAAAGUGGUGUGUAUUUGCAUAAUAAUCUCGCCUCGCCCCCAGGACAAGCUGGUCAUCAUUACAUAGAUAAGUACUUAUAUUGUCGAUUAUAAUAAUUGUGUAUGUACAAUUUUUACUUCGGAGUGUGCCAAACAUGUUAGUAAAAUGGUUGCAAUAUUAGCCAUAUUUUUUGUAAUAAGUAAGUAUUUAAUUAAUUAAUUAGUUAAUUAAUAGAAAUAUGUACUAGUAUUUAUCCUUAAUUUCUCUGCCGUAGAUAAUCAAGCUGCCAAAUCGCCUCAUUUCCUCAUUUUACGAACAAAAAUUUUAUACGUGUUGUUUUUUUAUUUACAAAAUUUUCAAAAAAAUAUAAUAUUUUUUAUUUAAAUGAUACAUUAAGUUUACUGCUGGUAGCUAAAUUAUAAUAUUAUGCGUCAUAUCUUAUGAUCGAAUUUCAUGUAAUACUACAAAAAACUACAAUCUCAUUCUUCUUAUUACGUGUGUGUGUCUCUAGUAUUAUUAAAAAAUAGGAUAAAAGUACGCUCUCUUCUCUUCUCUCUCAUAAUAAAAACUUCCCGUCGUAAUAAUACAGACAGAAAUGAGAAGUUUUUUAGUCCCUAGUUUAUAAUAGCGUAAAACGUGGAAUGGAUUGGAUUUCCUAGUGUGUAGAGUAUGUUAUGUUAUGUUAUCCUUAAAGUUAUACUUACAUUAUGACAAAUAAAAUAAUAAAAUGCGCCAUAAAAAUUCA